UAACCUUUCUCUUCCUCUGUAAAAUUAAAAUUACCUACAGCAGUAUUAAACCAAAAUUAAUACUCAUUGGUUUACACCCUCUUUCUUCUCCUUCCAUUUUGAUGAAGCUCUUAACACUUUGCUUCCCCUAUUAACAGAAUCUGCUCCACCAUUUCUAGCAAAAUCCAAACUUUCUGAGAGAAUAUAUACCUGCCAAAAAGAGAUGAAAGUUUGCUGCAUUUCUCAUUUUGAUGUUACUACCAUAACUUUAGUUUCUAUUAUAAUCAAAUUCAAAACCCUAAUCUUCAUUGUUUUGAAUCUGCUAUUGUCAAGGGGAAAAGCAAUAAAAAGAUAUAGGAAAGGAGAUGAAGGGUUAGAAAUGUAGAAAAGGACAAAUUAGGCAGAGGGUCCAAAAUAAACAAAGCAAGAAAGCCGAUCUCUAUGGUUAGUAGUGGAACUGCAGAGCUGUUUUUUCUGAAGAUCAAGUGGGCAAAUUUUAGCUCAGAGGUCUUGUUUGUGUUAAUUGUAGGCGCUGAGGCCUAUGUGACAAUGCGUUCUCAGUUUCCACAUCCCAACAAAGUUAUGUUAGUGCAUGCUGCUGUAACUUUGGCAACUUCUGUUGGGGCAAUGAUUUGUCUCGCACGUGACAUUCACGUGAAUGUAAGGAACAAACUACCAAUGCAAGGCAGGAGAGAACGGGACUUUGAAAACUGUUGGUAUGGUUAUGCUAAAUUGUGCAACUAUUGCAGGAAUAUUUGGGUAACUGCUAAACUUUUGUCAAUAGUGGAUAAUAUUAGAGUUGUUGCUAGUAUUUUGCAAGUUUUCCUCCGAUUCUGCGAGUUGGUGGCCAGGUCUACAUGUGCAAAAUAUGGUUGCAAGGGAAAGGUCCUUGAGUUCAACUUUUCAAUAAUUCCAUUACUUUUAGCUUUUGCUUGUUUUGCAAAAAGAACAUUUAGCUAA
Molecule: messenger RNA, 939 nt
Organism: Nicotiana attenuata
Lineage: Eukaryota; Viridiplantae; Streptophyta; Magnoliopsida; Solanales; Solanaceae
Exons: 2
Coding region: 421-939 (172 amino acids)
Source: RefSeq, a predicted model, not a curated record